AUGGCGCCACCAAACCCGGCGGCCCGCGACUCGGAGGGUGCUGGCGGUAAGGGCGGCAACGUGCCCGGACGUAUUGGACGGCCGCCGCAGUGGACAAGCACGCGGUCGCGGAAGCUGGCACGGCUGUACAUGUACACGACGCUGUCGGUGGACAAGAUUCUCAAGGUGCUGGAGGACGAUGUGUUCAAGCCGCGCAAGAAUUCGGCGCAGAAGACGAUCCACAACAUGCUCGACCACGAUCCGAGAUACUUGCGGCCCGAGUCUCGUGAGGACAUGAACCAGCGCAUCAAGCUUUUGUCAGCGUCGACGCAGCGGACCCGCAAGUCUGCGAGGGACCGGGAUGAUUAUUUCCCCCACCCGCCAGACCCCAGCAGCAUGCACCAGCAGCCAUAUGCCGACUUCUACCACCCACAGUACCAGCAGCAGGCGCCACCGCCGUCACAGCACCACGCGCUGUCAAUGCAGUCGAUGACCCACCACGUUCCAGCAUACGUGGGCGGCAGUUGGCCGGGAUUUUACCCGACCCAUCCGGUGGGUACCAGCGCAGCCGACGUAGAGGCAGCAACGCGCAUGACGAUCAGCAGUGCGCCCUUUGACCUGUCACAGCACUCACCGGCGGCCCUGGCAACAGCCGGGAUCCACCACCACGGGGGCCACCAUGGAGGGCACCACGAGCUAGGCGUGUCCCUGGAUGGCAGCUCGCCGACGAACGGCAUGGGACUGCCACUGUAUGCGCAACAGCAGCAGCAACAACAGCGGGAACGGCGGUCAAGCACGGGGGCCUGUUCGACGGCGUCGUCCGACGUCAGCACGGAGACAAUUCAGGACCUGAAGAAGCGACUGUCGGGCUGCUCGACGCACUAUGCGAACCAGGUGUCGAACCUGCUGCGGCGAUUUACGAUCAGCGUCGACUCGGACGAGGCGGGCGUGCCGGUGUUUGAGCCGGACACGGAUCCUCACCGGGUGCGGAAGCACCGGCGCAAGAACAACAACAUGAACAGCAGCAGCAACAAGAACCACAGCAGUGGCACCAGCAACGGCCGGAAGAAGGCGCGGAGCGGUAGCGUGAGCAGCGACAGCAGCGCGGUGAGCAACAGCUGUGCGAGCGAGAGCGACGGCGAAUACGACGGCACGUUUGGGCCGGGACGGAGCAGCAGCAGCGGCGGUGGUGGCUUCCACAGCCACAGCCACAGCACCAGCAUGAGCACAGGCGACAGCUCAGACGCGUCGGGACAGAUGCGCGACGAUGAGCGCAAGCAGCAGUUGUGGCCGACACAGGGAAACCUGCCGGUAUUUCUGGGAGCGUGCGGUGACGGGGUGGGCAGUCCUCGGCUGGCGCUGCCGGGCGACUUCUUCAACGCAUACCGGUACCGAAACGAGGCGUGUCCGCACCAUCGGCGACAGCAGCAGCAGAAGCAGCAGCAGCAGCAGCAGGGUGACGGUCUCGGCGGGAUGCCACAGCCGAUGGGAAUCCAUGGCAGCCGGUUGGGUGGGCGAGAUAAAAAGAAGUCACGCGAGCGGCGAUACUGGUGUGCAGUGACAGAGGCGGUGUCAGCAGCAGCAGUGGACAACGGGUCUUUCUGGGUACUGGGUGACGGACGAUUGGCACCAGAGGCGCAGGCGCUGCUGCACGAGACGGCACCACACAGCAUGGGACGACGGGACCGGUUUGGACACACGCUGCUGCACCUGUUUGCAGCACGCGAGGGCGUGCAGAUGCAGCUGCUGGCGAUGGUGCUCAACAGUGACGACGACAGCAUCGUGGCGGCCAACACGGCCGGACAGACGUUUCUGCACUUGCUGGCACCGGGCUGGUUUGUCGGGCUGCACGAGCCGUAUGCACCGCUGCUGCAGCUGCUGACACACCUGCGGGACCGCCGGGGAAGCAGCAGCAGCAUGGGCGACGAUGGGAGCGCGGCAGCGGCCUUGGCAGCAGCAGCAGCAUCAGCAAGCGGCAGCAGUGCAGUCUCGCCGGCUCAUCUGGUGUAUGCCACGGACGUGUACGGCCGGUCGUUUUUCCACCGGCUGCAGAUGUUUGUCGACGACCCGGUGAUCCUGGCAGGCAUUGCCCAGCACUACGAGCGGGCAGCACUGUCUCGUCGGGAUGCCUUUAACAACCUGCCGCUGAUGGGCGGCAGCAGUGGUGGUGGGGGCAGCAGCUUGGACGGGAGCGACAGCGGCGGGGGUGUGGUGAUGCUGGACGACGUGGUGCCGCCGUGGCAGUCAUCGCCGCCGGCAGAGGGCAGCGGGGGUGCUCUGGGCAGCUCUUCACGGUCUCCGACACCACGCAGCGGCACGGCAACGGCAGCAGCAACGGGCGAUGGGAUCGAUGUGGAUGAGGGCAUCAGCAGCGUGAUUUUUGCGAGCGAGGAUGCCUUCAUCCGGCAUCACGAGUCGCUCCUGCGCAUCGUCACGGCAUCGGACAGCCACCCGAGCAUGGAGGACCCCGAGGGCCGGAACGGGCUGCACUGCCUGGCGCAGGCGAUUGUGGACAAGCGGAUGAUGGACGAGCACCGCAACGCCAUCAGCACGGGCCGGCGGCCACCGAAGAAGAAGACGAUGGACAAGCGGGGGCCAGACCUGCUGAGUCCGGGCAGCAGCAGCAGCACGGCAGCGACGAGCCUCGGCACGACGGCCAGCACGACGACAGCUCUGAGCACGGCUCCGAGCCUGAGCACGACGCCGACGAACUCCAUGUUUCUGGGCAGUCCGAUGGGGGCUCUCGGGGGUCUCGGCAGCAUCGGGGGAAUCGGAGGAAUCGGCAGUCUCGGAGGGCUCGGAGGAGCGACGUCGUCGGCCAACCUGUUGCACACGUCGGCCGACGGGCCACAGAUGGCGACACGGCUGCGGCUGGUGCAGGGGCUGCUAUCGCCACCGACGGUGGUGGACGUGAACCAUUACGACCGACGAGGCCAGACGGUGCUGACGUCGUUUGUGGUGCACAUUGCAGACGACCAGGAGGACAAGGCCAAGAGCCUGGCGGCGAUUCUGGAGACGCUGCUGGCGGCAGGUGCACGCAUCGACGGACGCAACCGUCGUGGCGAGACGGCCCUGCUGGUGGCCGCGCGGCUGGGCCGCAAGAUCGCCCUGACGACGCUGCUGGACCACGGCGCCAACGUGCACGUGCGUGAUGCCGCUGGCCGCGGCGUGCUCGAUAUCAUCGAUGCCCAGUGCCGCCAGCGGGCGCGUCACGACGUCGCCCUGUACGGUCGACUCGAGGCUUGCCGCGUGCUGCUGACGAGCAUCAAGCAGCUGCCGCUGGGCGUGUGCCAGCGGCCGACCCUGCUGGACGAGUGGACCGUGGCGAGCAGCCGGCGUGGGCCGGAGCCGCGGGAUAUGACGAUGGUGAUGUAG
Grosmannia clavigera kw1407 is the source of this 3354-nucleotide messenger RNA. RefSeq names its product ankyrin repeat containing protein. Bases 1 to 3354 code for a protein of 1117 amino acids. The record is from RefSeq and is a predicted model, not a curated record. Gene Ontology annotation, molecular function: protein binding. NCBI's taxonomy places the organism in Eukaryota, Fungi, Ascomycota, Sordariomycetes, Ophiostomatales, Ophiostomataceae. The transcript has 2 exons.